Molecule: messenger RNA, 636 nt
Organism: Cylicostephanus goldi
Lineage: Eukaryota; Metazoa; Nematoda; Chromadorea; Rhabditida; Strongylidae
Source: the annotation of a GenBank genome assembly
AACCAUGUUGAUCUUUUCGACUUGAAUCUUACUGCUGACCUAUCUGGAGAAGAACGUGUUCGGGUACUUAUGGAUCCAAAGCCUCCCAAGAAAGGUCGAAUAGCUUAUGAUGAUUAUUAUGAUAGAAUGGUGAAUAAGAACAUGCAAGAGGUGGUAGUAGAUGCUGCGACUAUAGAGAUGGCUGCGCCGAUCAAGCAUCUUCGCUUGAUGACUGAAGAGGGGCCUAUGGUUAUUGCUCAACCCCAUAGUCGAAUGAGGCGGAACCGCUUGAUCCGAUCGCAGUCAGAUCGGCCGCAUGGAGCCAGAAAUCUGGAUUGGAUUAUUGACGCUGUUGCUAGGGUAAUUAUAUCAGUUUUUUGCGUUUUGCACCUGAAGAAUGAUUUAUUUUGGGGCAUUGACGUCGACUCUGCUAGCCCGCAUAAUCGACGGAAACCUGUGAUGCAUAAAUGUCAAUACUGUGGACGUGUUGAUAAAUAUCCAAGCAAAAUCCAAGCUCAUAUGAGAACGCACACCGGCGAGAAACCAUUCAAAUGCGAGAUUUGUGGCAUGACUUUUGCACAAAGAACUCCGAUGCGAUUGCAUGUUCGACGUCAUUUGGACCAAAAGCCGUUAGUUUUCCUAAAUUUAUGGCUGUAG